This is a messenger RNA of Helicoverpa zea (corn earworm), 1156 nucleotides long. Its product is annotated as alpha-tocopherol transfer protein-like. Gene Ontology annotation, cellular component: membrane. The record is from RefSeq and is a predicted model, not a curated record. The transcript is spliced from 8 exons. Gene Ontology annotation, molecular function: phosphatidylinositol bisphosphate binding. Bases 161 to 1078 code for a protein of 305 amino acids. Lineage: Eukaryota; Metazoa; Arthropoda; Insecta; Lepidoptera; Noctuidae.
GCAAUUAUGGUAGAAUUGGAACAUUGAUUGUGGUUGCCGUAUGAUUGGAUAAUAUUUAGCGAGUCAGCUUCGUAACACCGCGAUAGUGAUAACAGCCGUAUUCUUUAUCUGUUAGUCGAUACGCCGCCAGCGCUCAAACUGUACCUGGUUCUAGAACAAAAUGGUUCGUGAACUGACGCCGGAGUUGGCAAAAAUUGCCAAAAAGGAAUUGAAUGAGAAUCCGAAACAGGUUGAAAAUGACUUGCAACUACUGAAGGAUUGGAUUUCUAAGCAGCCUCACUUGAAAGCAAGAACAGACGAUCAAUGGCUAAUAGCGUUGUUACGAGGAUGUAAAUUCAGUCUAGAAAGAGUAAAGAAGAAGGUUGAUUUGUACUACACACUGAGAACCACGGCUCCAGAUAUAACAUUGAGGAUAAGACCAACAGAUCCAAAGUUCUUGGAGUUUUUCAGACUUGGGACAUGCUUAAUACUACCGAAACCAUUAGACAAGUUGUACCCCCGCGUGAUUCUCAUCCGAGCCGGUCGCUACGACCCGGCUACUCACAACGUCGGUGAUCUCAUGUGCAUGCUCUACUAUUUAGUGCAGAUAAUGGUGGUAGAAGAUGAUGUAGCCUGUGUGAUGGGCACUAAGAUCGUCACAGACUACGAGGGGGUUACAAUGAGCCAUUUCGUUCAAGCCACUCCCUCGAUGCUGAAGAAAAUGGUCGCAGUUAGCCAAGAUUCCAUGCCUCUCAGAUUAAAAGGAAGUCAUCAUAUAAACUUGCCAGCUGGAAUUGAAAAAAUAUUCACGCUCAUACAAGGGUUUUUAAAUGAAAAGGCUAAACAAAGGUUGAAAAUACAUAAAAAUGUUGAAGAAUUGAUGGAGGACAUCCCCAAAGAAAUAAUUCCACCCGAAUAUGGCGGGAAAGGCCCUACUAUUGCCGACAUGACAGAGCACUGGGUGUCCAAAUUCAAGGAAUACCACGAUUGGAUGAAAUUCGAGGAACAAUUGGGGACAGACGAGUCCAAAAGAAUUGGACCUCCUAUCGACGCUGACAUUUUGGAGGACGGGUCCUUUAGGAAACUUGAUAUAGACUGACUUUCUCUUCGUACUUAAAUAAUUGUGAAUUUAGGACAUAUAAAUAACACGUUUAAUAAAUGUAAUGUUGAAUCUGAA